Penicillium longicatenatum is the source of this 1242-nucleotide messenger RNA. RefSeq lists its product as uncharacterized. Gene Ontology annotation, cellular component: nucleus. The transcript is spliced from 4 exons. NCBI's taxonomy places the organism in Eukaryota, Fungi, Ascomycota, Eurotiomycetes, Eurotiales, Aspergillaceae. Gene Ontology annotation, biological process: rRNA processing; ribosomal large subunit assembly. The coding region runs from base 1 to 1242 and encodes 413 amino acids. Gene Ontology annotation, molecular function: exonuclease activity; nucleic acid binding. The record is from RefSeq and is a predicted model, not a curated record.
AUGGCAACAAUAAUGUCCUCAAUCAUUGGAUCCACCGUGCUAAAGACCGUGGCUCCCCCUAAGUACAGCAGUGUGGACCAUCCGCUGUUCAAUCCUCAGCGAGUCCCCCGUGUGCUGGAGGAUAUCGAGGAAACACGUUCAAAAAUGGAAAUUAUGCGUGGUCUCUACCUCAAACCACAAGAUCAGGCCAGACUGAAAUACCGGCCUUAUGGCUGGUUGAAUAAUUGGUUGAACCCAAGAAAAAGCCGUUGCUGUCGUUGUUUCCUGGCAGUCCUCAGGAGAAAUUAUGGGUGUGGGGCCCCCAGCAAGGAGCAUCUGGAGUUCUUUCAAGAAGCAUCCAGGCGUAACAAGGGAGUGCCCGGGGAAAGCUCCCCUUUGCCUAAGAAUGGGGACUCCGAAUGCGUGUGUUUCAGCGCCAAAGAAGACGAAUCCAGAACCCACGAGGUCCCAACUACCAACGAUGGUAAAGACAGAUUUGUCACUCUCAAUUUCGAGAAUGAACACGUACUCGAAUCCGCCGAACUUGCGGAAGGUCAAUUUGAGCGAGGCCAUGGACUUGAGUGGUACCUCCACGACACCCCGGAGAAAUUUCCAAUUCCACCCGACACCCGCUCUGGCGUGGUGGUGGCUCUCAAAACGGGAAUUAAUCGUUGGGGUGAACAAGAAUUGAUUCGCCUUAGUGUCGUGGACCUCUAUUCCGGCCAGGUCCUCAUUGAUAACCUCGUGUGGCCCGACAAUCCCCUCCUGCACCUCGACACCAAGAACAGUUGCAUUACCUGGCCAAUGAUGUACGAUGCUCGCACCAAGGGCCUCUGCUUAGAAGGCCGCGAAGGAGCUCUUCUACGUCUUUGGGAUUUUGUGACGCCUAACACUUAUGUCGUCCUGCACGAUGGUCCACAGGAUAUGAUUCACCUCAGAUGGGUCCACGGAAAGAUCAUUGAUACCCAUGAGCUGGAGGGACGCAUUUCGAAUGACAGAAACCGGACUUUGAAGCGGCUUGCCAUGGUGCAUCUCAAGCGCAAUAUUCAACAGGGUCGAUUUGGGCUUGAUAGCCUCGAAGACGCAAUGGCCUGCCGGGACCUUGUAUUCUGGUAUGCCAGGAAUCUGUCUCCUGAGAAGCGGCAGGAUGAUCAUGAACCUCUCAUUCAGUUAACCAUUCCUAAAGGUCCCAGCGACUGGGAAAAAGAAUUAAUGGAGUAUGAAUGUCGGAUUUUUCUGAGGAUCAGGGCCUACCACAAUUAA